Molecule: messenger RNA, 503 nt
Organism: Schistosoma turkestanicum
Lineage: Eukaryota; Metazoa; Platyhelminthes; Trematoda; Strigeidida; Schistosomatidae
Source: the annotation of a GenBank genome assembly
AUGAAUGAAGGGAAUAAGUGGACUGUCUCUGCGUCGGAAAAACUCAUCAAUUAUCAGAAUCUUCAAUAUUAUGGUGAGAUAUCAGUGGGAACUCCACCUCAGAAGCUUCGUGUACUGUUCGACACGGGAUCAACGAACACAUGGUUAGCCUCAAGAAAGUGUUGGUUUCUCGAUAUACUUUGUUGGUUGUACUCAUUCUAUGACAGCUCAAAAUCAUCCACAUAUGAAGCAGAUGGUUCGGGUUUUCAUGUGAGUUAUCUUGAUGGUAAUUUCUCUGGAUUUUGGAGUGUCGAUACCAUACGGAUAAAUUCGUUAGUUAUACCAAGACAAGCGUUUGCUGAAAUGACAAACAUAUUUAACUUCGACUACCUUACUGAUAAAUAUGAUGGAGUAGUUGGUAUGUCGAGCACCCGAAUAUCACCUUACGGAAAUAUUCCAAUGUUUCCGAAUAUACUGUCUAAUUAUGUGAAUAUGGAUCCAGUAUUUUCGUUUUAUUUAAAUCG